GUCAACCUUGUGCGUAGUAUUCACAAGUGAUUAUAAGCCAGGGCCAAAGCGCCGGGAAAUGCAGAUGUAAGCCUCGAGGGUCACCUACGAUUCUAAAUGGUGCUGAUAUCGGCGAUCACUAUCAUAUAGCAUUAAGGACUAUCCUGUCGUGCUAUGUCAACCCGGCAAACCCCGCUGUCUGUUGGUAGAUUGUUCUUUUUCUGUUCACUUGAGGUCUAAGCUCUUCCCACUCCCCGCUCUCGUCGAGUAAACCAUAUUCAUUCUCCGGCUUCAACUCGCCUUGCUCGAUGGAGAAGCACUCUGAAGACUCCCAAGACCCUCUAUUACGCCAAUCUACGGAAGAGGAUGUAAUACAUUCUUGCGACUCUUCUAGCGAACACAAAAAUGGCCGUCAACCUAUACGGACGUGGCUACGGUCAAACGCCCUCUUAUUGGUGAUAUUGGUUUUGUUACUUUAUAUCGCCAUAGCAUUAACAGCCGAUGUUGCGUUGAGAUUUGCCGCAAGACCGUCGCAACCUUCAUCACACGACGAGCCCAGCUUACUAGCAGAUGUCUUACAAUACGAGGAAAGGCCAGAAUGGUUUCAACCUGAGCAUCCAUGGGAUCAAGACCCUUCCGAUGAACUUGAUGCGGCCUGGGAUAACUUACUCUAUGCCAUCAAUCUUAGGAUAUCUGACGAUGAGCUGGAUAUCCUUGGUAUCAACAAGACAAACCGAGUCCAAGUCAACGGUGGUGCCUAUAUUGGGUCUAUGGGCGUCUACCACCACUUGCACUGUUUGAACAACCUACGGAUGAUCGUACAUUGGGACUACUACGAGCCAAAAUUCGCCGAUUCUCCGUACCUAGGACACCUAGGAAAAGCCCACUCAGACCACUGUAUCACUGCCCUCCGCCAGGCAUUAAUGUGUCACGCGAACACCGCAAUAACCACGUUUGAAUGGGUAGACGAAGAAACCCCGCUGCACGGUAAAGAGCAGAGGCUAGAGGCCAUGACGACUUGUGCAAAAUGGAAUAGUCUAGACGACUGGGCGAGACAGAGGGUGUUGGUCGCUGGGAAUUACACUUAUCGGCCAGGUCCGUUUUCGAAGAACAAGGCUCAUAACAAGGAUAUCGAGUGAGACAGUAAGACGGACCUGAGCAGGCUCACUGCUUAUGCGGAGGUCGUGCUAGUUAAUAUAAUUCGAUGAAAUAGAAGCUUGGCUUAUGAAUGAAGUCCUAGAUACUGUCCAAUCAUUCUUCGUGGGCAGCCAUUGAAACAUACAUCGUAUACGUUUGAUCCAAGAAGAAAUAAAUAAUAAUAAAAAUUUACCUACGUACCCCUGGUUCACAGAGCCCUACGAUGCAACGCUACACCCGCUACAGAAGAGCGGGUACCCUGGUCUCAGUACGCAUCCCUUGCAUGCCCUAAUGCCGCCUUUGUUCGAAUAUUGCCCAAUAGCCUUAGACAAUUCAAAGGUGCUC
Messenger RNA from Hypoxylon trugodes, 1461 nucleotides. RefSeq lists its product as uncharacterized. Gene Ontology annotation, biological process: mycotoxin biosynthetic process. The coding region runs from base 288 to 1118 and encodes 276 amino acids. The transcript has 4 exons. NCBI's taxonomy places the organism in Eukaryota, Fungi, Ascomycota, Sordariomycetes, Xylariales, Hypoxylaceae. The record is from RefSeq and is a predicted model, not a curated record.